This is a messenger RNA of Mizuhopecten yessoensis (Yesso scallop), 5945 nucleotides long. Its product is annotated as protein GDAP2 homolog. The record is from RefSeq and is a predicted model, not a curated record. Lineage: Eukaryota; Metazoa; Mollusca; Bivalvia; Pectinida; Pectinidae. The transcript is spliced from 12 exons. Bases 365 to 1912 code for a protein of 515 amino acids.
UCACAUGAUCGAGAAGAUGGAGGACGUUUCAGGAAGAAGUGAAAGUAGAAUUUAACAACAUGAUUUGAUGACUAGGUAGACUUAGUUUCACAACUGUAUCAUCAGUUACGUUUUAAAAGAAAUACUUUUGGCGACAUUUUAUUAUGUAACAUACACGAAUGAGCUACAUCAGCGUGUUUUGGAUAUGCAUAUCGAUCACAAAGAGUGUCAUAUGAUACGUAGAAACUAAGACUGCGAUACAUAAAUCCCGUGAUAUCGUUUACCUGUGGUCCCAGUUAUAACGAAGACUUUUGAAGUGUUUCCAGCUGUAUUAGACUAGACUGUACUGUUUACUUGACGUACUCCGUUACUGGUUGACCCAAACAUGGAGGAAGAGGGGCCGGAACCCCUGGGUGCGCGCUCCAGAGUUGUGGACAUAGAGCAACUGACGAAGUGGAAUCUAACACAGCUUCCCGAGUAUAUUGAGUCCAUAGACAGUAAUUCUGGCGAGGAAGUGGAAAUCAGCACACCAUUUCCCUGGAGAAGCGACCUCAACUCUAAAGUCUUGCUUUGGUGUGGUGAUAUAACAUUACUGAAUGUUGAGGCCAUCGUUCACUCAACAAGUGAAAAGUUCCAUAACUCUGCUAACACUCCUACAUCAGAAGAAAUAUACGAGAAUGCCGGGCCUGAACUACUGGCAGACCUAAAGAACAAUAUACGAGUGUGUAAGACGGGUGAAGCCAAGCUGACUAAGGGUUAUAAACUACUGGCCAGGUACAUCAUUCACACAGUUGGGCCUCGCUACAACAUCAAGUAUGUCACUGCCGCAGAGAGUGCCCUAUACAGCUGUUACAGAUAUGUGCUGCGACUGGUGAGGGAGACAAGCAUAAAGAGUGUAGCCCUGACCCCAGCUCAUUCUUCAGGCAGGGGCUAUCCUCCUGAGGACGGAGCACACAUAGCUAUUAGAACUGUUCGAAGAUUUUUAGAAAAGUUUGGUGAUGAAGUGGAAACCAUAGUCUUUCACUGUACAGAAAAUGAUAUGGAAGUGUAUGAGAAGGUCAUGCCCCUGUACUUCCCCCGUAGCAGUAAGGAGGAAGCUAUGGCGUCCUGUAUGUUACCGGAGAAUGUGGGAAACGAGGACGGGGAACCAAUCAUAGCAGAACGACAGAUCAGGAUCAUGGAUAAACCAGCUUUCGCCUCCAUGCGUUGUCAGCGUGAAGAGUUUGAAGAAACCGUUGACCUCAACAAAGAGUUCGCAACCUCCACUGUCCAGGAGGUAGGCAAGCACCCAUUUGCUCAGAUGGAGGAGAAUCCAGAUGAUAUGAGGAAAUCUGCCAUUGUGGGAAAAACAACGGAUGAACAGCGGAUACUUGAAAGUAGACGAAGGUAUGAGAGGCUAAUGAAGCGUGCGAAGACAGAGGACCUGACGGAUAUAGCGGCCUUAAAAUGUCUGUACAGGACUGGUGUGGACAAAUUUGGCCGCCCAGUGGUCAUCUAUGUUGGAAAACACUUUCCUGGAGAGACUGUAAACCUAGAAAAGGCCCUCCUGUACAUGUUGAGGGUGAUGGAGCCGGUUGUGGAGAGUGACUUUGUGGUGGUCUACCUCCAUACACAGACCAACGCCUCUAAUCACCCGCCCAUGAACUACCUUCGCCAGGUGUACAGUCUUCUAGAUCACAAAUACAAAAAGAAUUUAAAAGCCUUCUAUAUAGUUCAUCCCACCUGGUGGUCUAAGCUUGCCACCUGGUUUUUCACGACAUUCACUGCAUCAGACAUCAAGAAUAAGGUGUUCAGUCUGAAAGGUGUCCAGUACCUGUACCGGUCUAUAACACCCGACCAGAUAGAAGUGCCAUUCUUUGUUACCAACUAUGGUAUACAGAUAAAUGGUCCACGGUAUUAUGAGCCCCCUGAGGAUGGCCAGGAAGGAUUGUGAUGAAAGUGUGUACAACAAUGCGAUGUGAGAAAGAAACCAACAACAUUUAAAGUGACCUUUAUAACGAUGCCAAUAUAUGUGAUAUGACUGUGUAUGAUGAGAUAUAAAGGAAAUGGCUCUUAUUAUUACGGUUUGUCCAUAUUAUUGCUCCUUAUUUGUUUUUUAUUGAAAUAUUAUGUUCAAACAAUUACUGUGUUACUUAUCUAAACCAAACCCGAUGUUAUCUUUAUUCCUGUAUUUUACAGGCCUUUAGGGUGGUGCCACAAUCUAUGUGAAUCAAACCUGUUUUAUCCCCAAAGAUAAAUAGCCCCAGUAGUACAUGUAAAUAUAUAAAAUUACUUACUGUACAAGCAUGAAAUUUUGUUGGGGUUAAUUUUUCAUGGAAUUAUCUUUUAAAAAAUCAUUUGUAGUCUGCAUGUGUCUAACAUGACAAAUGUUUCUUAGUUUUAUAAGCCAUAUUAACAAGUUGAUAAUUGAGUAGUCAUCCAAUGCUGACAGGUAAGAGGGACACAUUGAACUUCAGGAGAACAGAAUUGUAAUGCCUUUAAUUCCAUCGUAUUGGAAUGAUCUAUACAGAUCUAGAGUAUCAGUCGGUUAGAACAGACGGUAUUGUAUAACGAUGUAAUUGAUAACGUAUACUCUGUCUCACUUGUUCCUAGUAUAGAUGUAAAACUGGUGUUGAACAAGAAGAGUAACUGUAGCUUGCUUGUCAAAAGUUAAAUUUGAGGCACUGCUGUAAUCCUAGUUUCUAUGCUUGCUGCAUGAGCUAAUUAAACGCUUCCUCCUUUAACUAUUAUAAUUGCCUUCAAUGCAAGCCUUUAAAUGACUAUACUGUUGUAGUUAUCGUCAGUAAAACACACAGACAAUGCGAUUUGGAGGAGAUUUUGGUUUAUUAUUUGACAGUGUUCAUGUUUAAAGACAUAAUAUUAUUUAUCACAUGCAGUUGAGUAUCAACUUAUUAUGUUUAAACCCUUGCCAAGGAUGAUGGCAUUUAAAGAAAACAACUGUGAUAAGAUAUAGCUGAUUGGCAUGACACCACUACUCAAGCAUCCGAGUAAAAUGUUUUUAGGAAUGUUUUUUUGUGUGGUUGAUUUUUGUGAAUUUUCUAAAAAUCCCAAAUAAAAAUGUAUACUUUUACAAUAUAAUACUAUAAGCAUAUUUUGUGUAUUUUCCUUCAGGGGAAAGAUUUAAAAAAAUUAGAUUGGACAUUUGAGAAUAAACUACAGUAAAUUGUUAGCUGUGUUCUUCAUAUGUAUCGUCAUUUCAAAUAACUUAUUCAAGAAGUUAUAUUUAUGUGGGAAAAACAAACACAUGUUCCUUGUUGACAUAACCCAAAUUUACUUAAAACAUGUUUUUACCUAUUUAUAUGAAAAUUCAUUAUUUUUACUUUAAUUAAUAUUAAACUAAUUGUCAUAGGUAAUUAGUGUACAACUAAUUGUCAGAGGUAAUUAAUGUACAACUAAUUGUCAUAGGUAAUUAUUGUACAACUAAUUGUCAUAUGUAAUUAAUGUACAACUAAUUGUCAGAGGUAAUUAAUGUACAACUAAUUGUCAUAGGUAAUUAGUGUACAACUAACAGUGUACCUUGCUUUAUCAAUUCAAUCCUAUGUUUGUAGGUUAUAUAUGUUUUUUUUGUGGAUUAAUUGGACAAUCAUCGUUUAUUAUUGAUCCUAAAAAUGGGCUUUACUGCACGCACACAUUGCUCAGAUUUUUUUAAAUGCAAGUGUAGAGAUUCUAAACAUAAGAUUAUGUACAUGAGGUUGUUAAUAUUUUGGCCAUUAUUCAAUUUGAUUUGAGAUAUAGAUUGUUACAGACACUGUUUAUUUUUUAUAUGUUUUACCGAUUGACAUGUUUAACAGUAACUAUAACAUCAUUAGUAGAGAGUUGGCAGUUUGGUUUACAUGGACCUUUUUGUAGGAAGCUUUGGAUGAUUGUAAAUGAAAGAAGAUGUGCUAUGGUUUAUUAAUAGAUAUUAAAUAGUUCUUCUUAAUAUUUUCAUGAUGACACAUGACAAUUCUUUUUUCAAAAAAAAAUUAAAAGGGUGCAAAGAUGUCUACCCUAAUGCUCCAUCUGACAAUUGGAGAAUUUUGUGACUCCAAGAUUUUAUUUAAGAGUUAAGAUAUGAAAAUGUUCCAUACUUAUGUAUAUGUAAUUAACUUAUACUGUAUAUUGAAAAAUAUAUCCAUGACUGUAAGUUUAAGUACAAAAAUUACUAUAAAUAGUAUUUCUACAGUAGAGGGUGAGUGUUUCACUGGUUGAAAGGUUUCUUUUAUAUAGAAAUGCAAGUAAGUAUACAUGACUUAUAAUAAAUUGUCUUUUAUGAGUAUCAAUGUCCAAAAAUCUAUUUUAAAUAAAAUAGUUCAAUACAGGACUGUAGAGUAGACCAUUGAGCAACAAUACUCAUCACACGGGGAAUACCUCUGUCAGAGUUAUUUCCCUUCUCAUUGCCAGGGGAUACCUCUGGAAGAGUUAUUUCCCUUCUCGUUGCCAGGGGAUACCUCUGUCAGAGUUAUUUCCCUUCUCAUCGCAGGGGAAACCUUUGUCAGAGUUAUUUCCCUUCUCAUUGCCAGGGGAUACCUCUGUCAGAGUUAUUUCCCUUCUCAUUGCAGGGGAUACCUCUGUCAGAGUUAUUUCCCGUCUCAUUGCCAGGGGAUACCUCUGUCAGAGUUAUUUCCCUUCUCAUCGCAGAGGAUACCUUUGUCAGAGUUAUUUCCCUUCUCAUUGCCAGCACGUUGAUCACAUACAUGUAUCAUCAUGGACCUAUAUAUAUAUGUGUGUGUGCACAGGGUUGCAGUUUUAUCAUCAGGAUCAUUUUGUUUAUUGUGAAAAAUAACAUUAUCACUGGAAACGUCUGUUUGUAAAAAAAAAUGUUCAAUUUCUUUUCCAUUCAUUCUGUGUUAACUUUUAUGUUAUGAGUUGUGUAAGCAUCGACGUAGACAGUUUAAGUGUUUAAGUGCUAUUGUUUUACCACCAACAUACAUUGUAUCUAUGCAUUAUUAUGUUUAGUGUUGUAACCAACAAUGUGCUUGUUUAUUCAAGCAAGAGGAAGCAAGUCAACAUACCAACAGAAGGUAGCCCAGUCAAUCUAUGGUAAUGCAACAGAAUUUACUUUAAUUUUUGUCUCAAUGAUGAAUAUCUAUACCAUAACAGAAAAAAAAGUAUACAAAAAUAAAUCUUGAGGAUUUUGUUCGCCCUCAGGUAUCCAGAAACAAAUGAAAAUCACAAAUUUUAUCACGUUUAAAGUGUUAUAUCUACCUCCUGUGUAACAUCGAGUAUGGAAAAUAAAAAGUUUAGCAAGAUCACCUGUAGUACGAAAUUACUUUCACAUAACUUGCUUCGGAUCACUGCAUUAAACAUAUUGAAUUAUAAAUAGACCUAAAAUCAUUCUCCAGUUGAAGAUAUUGGCUUUUGUUGUUAUUUAAAGAAAGAAAAAAUGCUAAAGAUAUAGUUUAUGGUACAUACUGAACAUCGUCUGGAUAGUGUGAAAAAAACAUUAAAAAGUGUUUGAGAUACUCGGUUUCAACAGCCUGUUACGGCCUAUUGAAAGUUAAAUUUCUAAGUAAGCACGAUCAUCGGGUCCUUCAUGUACAGAAAUUUUCAUGUUUAUGUGAAAUUCAGUUUUGAAAUAUACAUGCAAGUUUCGAAAGAGUAGUUAUUAUGACAUGAUGCGGUCUUACGUGAUUAAAUUUCCAUUUUUCUGAAUGCCCCAUAUCGUAUGCAAACGUUAUUAUCCAGCUCACUAACACGGGUUCACCUUGUACAUGUAACAGGCUACCUGAUUGCGCUUUCUGUGAUAUCUCGUAUGGCUUUGUUUUAAUUAUGCUAUUGAUCAGUUUUAAAUAAAAAUAUAGCAACAUAGAAAAUAAUUCAUAUCUUCACUUUGAAGUUUUGUUAGGAGUACUUAAUUAGAUAGCUAGUUCUUAAUUAAAAUGUUGUCGAAUCUGAAAUUGUGUAAAUUCUCAAUUAAAAUGGCGUCAUAUCUGAAAUUAUAUGUGCAUUCAAUAUAAAUAAAUAGCUCUAUGUAUUUAAUGACA